GUAUCGAGUAUGUACUUGUUUUUACUCGUAUCGUUUCAUUCGUACUUUUGGCUGGGUUUCCGUCUCAAAUGAGUAUAUACAUACAUAUAUGGUUUUGAGUCUAGUCUAGUUAAACUUUGAUAAUAUAAAGCCAGAAUAACAAGCAUUUCGUAUAUUUCUCUCAAAGCAACGUCAGCGUGGAGUUUCCUAGAUGGCAGAAGAUUUACAAAAUUAUAAGUUGCAAUUACAGCAGGUUGAGGCUGGUUUACUCACAGAUCCUAAAAACGAGGAAUUGUUAAAGUUGAAAGAGGGUCUAGUGGAAGUCAUUGAUUUAACCAAAGACUUAAUCAGAACACAAUUUGAAGAACAAAAAAAGUCGUAUAUUGAACCUGCAUCCAGUUCGACAAUAUCAGCAUACUAUGAUGAAAUUGAAGCCGCCCUUUUAGAGGCAGAAAAACUGGUAACUACUUCACAAAACUGGAAAGUGGGAGACAAAUGUCAAGCUAAAUGGGUAGAAGAUGGUCGUUACUAUGACGCAAUUAUUGACGAUAUUAGCGUUAAUGGAGACGUUAGUGUUAUUUUUGAUGCUUAUCAAAACCGGGCACAAACUACAAUUAACGAAUUGCGAGAAGGAACCUCUCGAAACGAAGUGUUUCCCUCGUCAAA
Rhagoletis pomonella (apple maggot) is the source of this 645-nucleotide messenger RNA. RefSeq names its product survival of motor neuron-related-splicing factor 30 (gene Spf30). Gene Ontology annotation, cellular component: precatalytic spliceosome; cytoplasm; nucleus. Gene Ontology annotation, molecular function: RNA binding. Gene Ontology annotation, biological process: regulation of alternative mRNA splicing, via spliceosome; mRNA processing. The record is from RefSeq and is a predicted model, not a curated record. NCBI's taxonomy places the organism in Eukaryota, Metazoa, Arthropoda, Insecta, Diptera, Tephritidae.